Molecule: messenger RNA, 941 nt
Organism: Gorilla gorilla gorilla (western lowland gorilla)
Lineage: Eukaryota; Metazoa; Chordata; Mammalia; Primates; Hominidae
Gene: OR5I1
Product: olfactory receptor family 5 subfamily I member 1
Exons: 1
Coding region: 1-867 (288 amino acids)
Biological process (GO): G protein-coupled receptor signaling pathway
Cellular component (GO): membrane
Molecular function (GO): olfactory receptor activity; G protein-coupled receptor activity
Source: RefSeq, a predicted model, not a curated record
AUGGAAUUUACAGAUGGAAACUACACGUUGGUCACUGAGUUUAUUCUAGUAGGUUUUCCAACUCGCCCUGAACUGCAGAUUGUCCUGUUCCUCAUGUUUCUGACAUUGUAUGCUGUAAUUCUAAUAGGGAACAUUGGAUUGAUGCUGUUGAUCAGGAUUGAUCCUCACCUUCAAACCCCCAUGUGUCUUUUCCUUAGCAACCUAUCAUUUGUAGACCUUUGCUAUUCCUCAGACAUUGUUCCCAAAAUGCUGGUCAAUUUCCUCUCGGAGAACAAAUCUAUUUCCUAUUAUGGGUGUGCCCUGCAGUUUUAUUUUUUCUGUACUUUUGCAAAUACAGAAUCCUUCAUCCUGGCCGCCAUGGCCUAUGAUCGCUAUGUCGCCAUCUGUAACCCUUUAUUGUACACAGUUGUGAUGUCUAGGGGCAUCUGUUUGCGGUUGAUUGUCUUGUCAUACCUUGGAGGCAACAUGAGUUCCCUGGUUCACACAUCCUUUGCCUUUAUUCUGAAAUAUUGUGACAAAAAUGUUAUUAAUCAUUUUUUCUGUGACCUCCCUCCCCUGCUUAAACUAUCCUGCACUGACACAACAAUUAAUGAGUGGCUCCUCUCCACAUACGGCAGCUCAGUGGAAAUUAUUUGUUUUAUCAUCAUCAUCAUCUCCUACUUUUUCAUUCUUCUCUCAGUCUUAAAGACCCGCUCUUCCAGUGGGAGGAAGAAGAUCUUUUCUACAUGCGCCUCUCACCUGACUUCAGUGACGAUCUACCAAGGAAAUCUCCUCUUUAUUUACUCACGGCCCAGCUACCUGUAUUCUCCAAACACUGAUAAAAUUAUCUCAGUGUUCUACACCAUUUUCAUUCCAGUGAUCCAUUGAUUUAUAGUUUGAGAAAUAGAGAUGUAAAGGAUGCAGCUGAGAAAGUUCUAAGAUCAAAGGUAGAUUCUUCAUGA